Messenger RNA from Owenia fusiformis, 1082 nucleotides. NCBI's taxonomy places the organism in Eukaryota, Metazoa, Annelida, Polychaeta, Sabellida, Oweniidae. The record is from the annotation of a GenBank genome assembly.
GUUUAGAACUUACCUGGAAACAAGAAACAGUCAAAAUGUAAGGCCAAAGAUUUUGCCCACUGGAACGUUGUCCAGAGAGAAAGACGGGAUCUGUCGUUAUUUAGUGAAUUUGAAGAUGGGCGUCAAGAUCAGCAAGAUUUUAAGAAGAAGAAAGGGUGAUUUUCAGGAAUCAAAGAAAGAUUUUCGAAGGAACGUAGUUGAGGAUAUCGACACACGAAAUAAAAUAUUGAAAAUCGACCCAGUCAGUAAUUUGAACAGAAGAGGCAAUCUAGAGCUUUUUGAAAAUAUCCCCGAGUUUUUGAAGCAAUAUGUGAAUAAAACCAUUCGUAUUGAAAUCUACAGAUUCAAACGACUUGAUAAAGAUUGCAGUAAAUGGCCAAAAUUUGAGAGAUCGUGUGAUACACUUAGGUGCUUAUAUUUAGACAUUGAACAUUUUAAACCAUUGAUUAUUCUCAAAGAUGGCGUGAGAACUAUGGUUUCUAAGGAGAUGGUAGGGUUUUCCUUGUAUGAGCAUCAUGGAACUAGGAAAGCAAGACAACACAUUAAGCUUGUAAAGAUGGAACCAGUUGACGUCGUCUGUCAUAAAGAUGUAAACGCAAUUCUUCUCAUAGGUGGUUCCUUUUAUUUCCAUUUGGGGCCUCGCAAGGAUGAUACAACGUCUCAACAGAACUCAGUUCGUAGAAGCACACCCUGUAGCAAGAUGACAGGGACAUAUACCCGGAUGGUGGAGGAAAAUCAUGACGUCAGAGUAUGGUGGACACUUGACGUGUAUCCGGCUAGUCGCAGACGAGUGGAUAAAGCUACCAAGAGACUUGAACAAUACAGGAUUGCAAUGCCAGCUACUGUGAUGACAUCAUUGGAUGAUGAUUGCAAAGUAAUCGCACUUGAGAGAUCGAAAUGUACAAAACUUUGUUUUACAGUGGUUCCUCAUGAUCACCAUAUUGGCUUGCUUUGAAAGUCGACAUCGAAACGGAUGGAUCUACAAUAUCACUGGUUAGUAUCAAGCGAAGGUAACGGUCGUUACCUUCGCAUUUAAGAUGGCGGUUGGUAAAUGUCGAUAUCGAUACUUUGAAGUUUCCACU